Messenger RNA from Physella acuta, 1738 nucleotides. Its product is annotated as D-glucuronyl C5-epimerase B. Gene Ontology annotation, molecular function: heparosan-N-sulfate-glucuronate 5-epimerase activity. The record is from RefSeq and is a predicted model, not a curated record. Gene Ontology annotation, cellular component: Golgi apparatus. Gene Ontology annotation, biological process: carbohydrate metabolic process; heparan sulfate proteoglycan biosynthetic process. NCBI's taxonomy places the organism in Eukaryota, Metazoa, Mollusca, Gastropoda, Physidae.
GUCCUAUGGGAGAACUGUCAUGGGCUACAGGUCGUACGAGGCCGCCCCACCCCAGCAGCUGUCAAUGUCCAGUCAUCUGAGCUUCAUGCAGGAGCAGGUGUCCACCUGCCCCCCCUGCCCGGAGUUGGCUGACGUGGACAACGUCCCCCAGCCCUACCCUCCCGUGCAGGACAUGAGCGUCAUCAACUGUUCCAUCAACAAUGCCGAGAUCAUCGAGUGCCGCAGGGACGGGCCGGAAGUUUACAUGCCCGUGUCCUUCAUCAAUAAAUUUUUUGAUGUGUACGGCGGUCUCCGGAACAAGGACAACCAACGGAUCUACGAGUUCCAGUACUCUUACGGCAAGAUCUACCCCCCUCAGCCGCAGUACCACCCCGGGGGAGUGUUCCUCAACUUUGAGAAGUACAACGUGGAGGGGAGGGACAAAAUCAAAUGUGUCUCUGCUUGUGAUGGAGUGCCCUUGGCAAGCCAAUGGGAUCCAGAAGGCUACUAUUAUGCCAUCUCGGUAGCCCAGUACGGUCUUAGCCACCAUGCCAAAGGGAUCCUCAGCGGCAAUCCAAAACCAACGGUUGUAUCCAGUGGUAACCUUGACCCCUACAACUGGAUAGUCCCUGAUGGAGACUCCACCAUCUCAAUAGCAGAAGUCAAAGUCGGCAGCAACAGUAGAAAAGUUUUAUCGUUUAACUCCCCUGAAUCGCUAACCUCCCCUGGUCCAACACUCAACUUGGAAACAACGCAGCAGACUUUGUGUUUCGAUAUUUACAUGAACGGUCCAGGGGGAGUAACCGUGAAAAUUAGAACAAAAGAAGGAAAAGAUGGUUACGUCCACUUUAGCCAAGAGGAGAAGUACAUGUACAUAGAGAGUAACCAUGUGGUCUACGGCAUGGGGCGCCGCCACCUGGGGCGCUGGCACCAUCUGGCCAGGGACUUGGAUGUCGAUUGGUAUAAAGGACUGGACCACGUGAGAUACAACGCCCCAACGGUUUUCCACGAGAUAGUUGAGGUCACGCUCCACGGGUCAGGUUACCUGGACAACGUCACCCUCUCGUCAUCAGCCCACUUUGACCAUUUGAUAGACGCAGCGAACUGGCUGGUCAGCAACCAGGACAGUGCCGGUGGGUGGCCCACAAGUAUCGGCAUGAGGACGGGCGACAUUGAGCUCAAGCCCGGCUGGUACUCAGCUAUGGGUCAAGGUCAGGCCAUGUCCACUCUAAUCCGUGCCUAUAAUCUCACUGGACAGCGGCACUACGUCGAUGUUGCGGUAAAAGGCCUCCAUCUAUACGAGCUUGGAUCUGAAGAAGGAGGAGUUCGAGCCAGAUUUUUGGGACAGCUGGAUUGGUACGAGGAGUAUCCCACCACACCGACCAGCACCUUCGUCCUCAACGGUUUUAUCUUCUCCAUGAUGGGGCUGUAUGACGUCAUGAAAACAGCAGACGGGGAGGGCCAACGACUGGCUGAGCGGCUUUGGUCCUCCGGCCUCCGGUCCCUAAAGAUUAUGCUGGGGAUGUACGACUCGGGGACGGGCACGCUGUACGACCUGCGUCACGUGAUCAACCACGAGCAGCCGAACCGCGCGCGCUGGGACUACCACCUCACCCACAUCGCCCUGAUCCAGGAGAUGGCCAUCAUUGACGGGGACGCCAUAUUCCACCAGGCGGCCAGCCGGUGGAUUGAUUAUUUGUAUGGGACCAAAUCCAAACACAACUAACUAAUUAUUUAAUUAGAGAAUUGUUUAUCUGUG